AUGGCUGCUCUCUGUGGAUGCGGCGAGACACGCCGGAACUUCCGCUUCCGGCAUAAACAAACCCGCGUUGAAAUAAAUGGCGCUGUUGGACGCGGCACCUGCAGACAACGCCUGGCGAAGAUGUCUGACUCGGACAGCGAGGAAGCGGCGGAGGCGGAGGCGGUGGCCGAGCCCUUCUCCCUGGCCGCAUUCCACUCCGGCAACAGUGACGAGCAUGGCCAGCUCGAGGGGGAAGAGCUCUUCGACGAGAAAACAAAAAAAUGUUUGGCUGAUCUAGCAACAUUGGUUCCAGGGAGCUACAUAACCGAGGCCACAGCUAGUGAAUAUGAUGCUUCUGUGGUAGAUGGAGCCCAGUUGGAUGAGGAAGGCUGGGUUAAGAGUAAUGACAAUGCUGUUGAUUGUUCUGACAUUACCGAGCUGACUGAAGACGAUGUCCACAGUGGGCAGGCGGUAUGCAGCCUUCAGCUAGUAGAGAGGGCAGGGAAUGAAGACAGCGACAAUGUCAUCCUGCUGCCCACCAUUGCCUCUUCCUACCCCACGUUGAAUAAGAGUGAUUUCAGCAACUCCUCUCAUUCUGAAUCUGAGCAGGAGUCCAGGGAAGACAAGCCUACAUUUCCACAAGAUGCCACCAAGCAGCUGCCCAGCGCCACAGACCUGUUUCCUGAAUUCCGGCCAGGCAAGAGACUGCGAUUUCUGCGCCUCUUUGGCCCUGGCAAAAAUGCCCAAUCCGUCUGGAGCACGGCCCGCGGGAAGCUCAAGAAGAAGCAGCAGAAAUUAACUCAGGAAGUGCAGUUCCAGAAAGGAGAAGCUGCUACUGAGGAAGGCACAGAAGGGAAAUUGUCCUGGGAGUACAAGUUUGCCCCAACUCCUCCUCCGGAGCAGUGCCUUCCUGACGAUGAGGACAUAGGUUCCCCUGCCAACAACAGCUGA
Lacerta agilis (Sand lizard) is the source of this 930-nucleotide messenger RNA. Its product is annotated as transcription initiation factor TFIID subunit 1-like. NCBI's taxonomy places the organism in Eukaryota, Metazoa, Chordata, Lepidosauria, Squamata, Lacertidae. Gene Ontology annotation, molecular function: histone acetyltransferase activity; TBP-class protein binding; RNA polymerase II general transcription initiation factor activity. The coding region runs from base 1 to 930 and encodes 309 amino acids. The record is from RefSeq and is a predicted model, not a curated record. Gene Ontology annotation, cellular component: transcription factor TFIID complex. Gene Ontology annotation, biological process: transcription by RNA polymerase II; RNA polymerase II preinitiation complex assembly. The transcript has 6 exons.